This is a messenger RNA of Podarcis lilfordi (Lilford's wall lizard), 14752 nucleotides long. The record is from the annotation of a GenBank genome assembly. NCBI's taxonomy places the organism in Eukaryota, Metazoa, Chordata, Lepidosauria, Squamata, Lacertidae.
AUGCACAACAAGAGUAGCUGGCAAGGUGAGUCAUGGGUUUGGGGUCACCCUACUGACAGUGGUAUUGCUGCUGCUUACCAGAGUGGUCCAAGGGCAAGGCAGGGUGAGGUGAGUUUAGGACAUAGCUAUCAACUUACAGAUUUGAAAAUAAGGGAUCAGCAGCCAAAAUAAGGGAUUUUCCAAACACAGGUAUGUUCAACUUCUGAGCCCCACCAAACCAAACGCAGAAAGCCCAGCCAGCAGCCAAACGAAGCCUCAAGCGGUGGUCCCCACAGCGCAGCUACCCAGCAAAGGGGAUGCAGCAAGGAAAACCACCGUCACCUCUCCGCUGGGAAGUGCUGAGCAAAGGCGAGUCCCCAGGCAACGCAGCCGAUUUGAUCGGCACAAGGCAUGCAAGCUCCACCCCCCAGUCAUUCUUAGACUCCUUAUUGGGUGAGCAAUGCAGCCAAGCAACGCAGUUGGAGCCUCCCUGGCCGGCAGGGAGGGAGGGAGAGGAGCUGCUUCCUUUGAAACCAGGGAAAUUUAAGGGACAUCAUCAAUAAGGGACAGCAGCGGGACACAGUGCUGGGAUAAGGGAGUUUCCCGCCAAAUAAGGGACACUUGACAGCUAUGGUUUAGGACUACAUGGGUGCACUGGCAGAGCCAAUCCAGUGCUCCUGACAGUGGGCUCAUGCAACUCUGGCCUUGCCAGCACCCUGCCCAAUCCUCAUCCAAAAUCAGUUGUCAGGAGGGCAGCUCCAAAACCUUGGCUCCACUAUUCUGGCUGUUCAUGAUGCAGAAUACAAAAACAAAAUAAAUAAAAAACCCACAACAAACCAGAGUCAGUCCUCUAUUCAAUGGCCUGUCAGAGGGCAACCCUCAUUUUUAAGUAGAAGUUCUCUAUUUGAAGGGCGGUCUGGUCCAAAGCCUGUUUACAGAGAGAAUUUAGAGAGUUGCCCAUCAAUAAUUAGGACCUCAUCAGCAGGCUGAGCAGGACUACAGGCUACCUUGUCAACGUUUUCUCCACUAUGAUGAGAUGUAUUAUUUCAGCUCUAUGAUAGCUAUUGUUUCCAAUUUUGUAUCAAUACAUAUAAAUUAGCACAUGCAAACCUCGUACAAAUCUGAGUCCUCUUUUUCCUUCUUUUCAGCGACACGUAAGUAGCCAUGCUGAAUCCCAGUUCUCUUUCAUGGCCAGACACGGGCUUUCUAAGGAAGAAGCAAUGCCCUACAAGCUAAAUCUGAGCCUAAGGAACAGAACUGCUCGAUCUUUGAAGCAAAUAUGAUUGAUCACCUUACACUGCGCAGAGGACAAAGAAGUACAGAGGAUCCCGUCCAGAGCUUUACAUCCUGUCACCAGCUCACCAAGGGUGAAUGAUCCUUCACUGUAUAUCACUGAGAUGCACAGGGUAUAUUCUGGCUGGGGGGAAAGUGCCAACGCCUGGGCUUGCAGAGGGCAGCUGAACCAACACUGCUUCCUGAUCUCAGCCCCAUUUCAGAAAGAGAGGCAGCCAGCAAGGAGGGAACGAGGGGUAGAAACUGCAGCAAUUUGGCUGUGCUGCAGAGUCGAUGAUACUUGCAACGUUCAUCAUUUCAGUAGAACAAACCACCCAGACCCUCCAGCAGAUGCUGCAGCCACAAACAUGACAGGAGACUCAUCAGCCUUGCCACCAGAAGCAGUACUGGCUGCUGCAGCAGCUGCCACAGCUGAUCUCGCAGUGAGUAAUGAAACACCACACUUCUCCCAAGCUUCUAAAAUAGGAGGAGGCUCCCGGCUCAUUUCAGAUCUUAAUGUCUCCAAAGCCCAGCAAGAUGUUCGGGGGGGGGGAGGAGAUAUGGACCCUCCACUUGUAGUACCACUUAUUCCAGAAUCAAACUGAUUGCCAGCAUUCUCAAGGUUGCAUAGUUCUGGGAGUUAGUUAGAAUCAGAUAAUCUACUGUAUUUUUCGUUCUAUAAGACACACUUUUUAGGAGGGAAAAAGUAAGGGGAAAUGUGUGUGUGUCUUAUGGAGCGAACGCAGGCUGCACAGCUAUCACUGAUGCCAAAACAGCAAGAGGGAUUUCUGUGCAGCGAUCCCUCUUGCUGUUCUGGCUUCUGGGAUUCAGAAUAUUUUUUUUCUUGUUUUCCUCCUCAAAAACUAGGUGUGUCUUAUGGUCUGGUGCGUCUUAUAGAGCGAAAAAUACAGUACAUUCAGAAGCCUCCAUGCUCCAGUUUUUUAUGCAAUUGCUCCUUGACUUUUAAAGGAAAAAAGGAGUUGUCCAUUAAAGGAGAUGUCAGUCACCACGAGGCACAGAGAAGAAACAAGGUUGACUGUGGAAGUUGCAAAAUGCAUCUACCUUCUCUUUUAUACAAAACAUAAAUAAUAACUGACUCAAAUGAUCAUAUGAGAAUGCACACAUAUAAACAGAAAGAAGAAACGCACAGCGGAUUAGUAAACACAACAAAUGUUAGAAUAAGCAGCCUACACGUGAGACACGAACAAUAAGAAAAAAUAAGAAAAAAGCCCUCAUAUACCACCUAGCGACCACAUUUGAGGCAUUCAGUGUAGCCACGUCGGGAGGACGGAAUGAACUCAAGCCUUUGGCCUCUCGUUUUAUGGCUGUAAAAUAUCUAAAAUAUGGUGGUAAGUGAGGAGAAAGCAGGCUACAAUAGUGGCUCGCAAUACUAUAAAGUUUAACAGGUGCCGAAAUAAGAGAUUUUAAAAAUAUAUAUUAUAUGUCCGUUACGACUUUGGAUCGGAAAUUUUAACAGAGUUUUUACAGCUCUAUUGAAGGUAGCAAGAGCUAUACAGCUGGCAUAAAAGGAAUAACUGUAUAAAAUGUGACAUAUUAGCGAUUGCGUAUUUUUUUAAAAAACAACACAGAGUUCUCUUUCUUUCUUUUUAAGCCACCCUAGUGGGUUGACAGUGCUUUGAAACUUAUUUUGUGAAGCUGUCCUUUACUUGCUAGGAAAAGAGCGUCGCAGGUGGCGAGAGGGGUUCCGUGAGUGCAGGAAUCACCUGGCGCUGGUCCCUGAGGAAGAGACGUCUGGGUCUAGGGAGCAGGAUCCAGAUAGCAAGGAACGGUUGAGUUCUGCAGGACCUAUGAGAACCUCCAGUGACAGCUUCCGAAAAGAGAUGUGCUGCUUUGACAGGUGAGCAUGGCCCGGCACCUGAGGAGCCAAGCAGGCCUGCUGAGAGCUCUCCCUUCGACACAAGGUAGGGCGGGACAGACUGAACGAGGCAGACCUCUGACUUGGAGCGGUGCUUUCUAUUUAGCGACUGAAUUUUCUCAGGCUGUACAGUGGGACUUAGGUGCUGGAAAUUUAGAUGGGAGCGUGAGGUCUCCGGCAACUAAAAGCUGAGAGGGGUUCCAGUACCUUCAGUCUGAAGUCUGCCAGAAAGAAACUCCUAUAGAUCCACAUCUGUAUGGGUUAAUCAUAAUAAUAAUAAAUAAUAAUAAAUUUUUAUUUAUAUCCCGCCCUCCCCAGCCGAAGCCGGGCUCAGGGCGGCUAACAACAAUAAAAUAAUACAACAUUCUAAAAUCAUGUUUCGGCCUUAAAUGGAUUUUGCACUUACCAAGUUUUGCCUCCGUAUUUCUUGGCAAUUUUAAUUGUGUGCCUGGGGGAAUGAGCCAAUGAACCUGGAGUGGGAUAGGGUUGCCCCCUAUAGCAGUGGUUAUGGGUUAGUGGGCCAUAUGGUGUUGGGGUCUUCAGAAGUCAAGCUAGGCUAAUCAGGCUAGGACUACUCACUUAGCUUUAGAAAUGGACAACAGAGCCAGCUGCAUGAGGGAGCAGUUUCCCAGAACAGAGAGAGCAAGGGGUACCAGCAAUUCCAGUGGGAUCCAAGUUUUCCUGGGUGGUGUGUGCAAAAGUAUGUGGCUUGAUUAUUGUAACUACGUGGGGCUGCCCUUGAAGCUGACCCAGAAACUCCAGCGGGUGCAGAAUGCUGCAGCGAGGCUCCUUAAGGGGUCCUUGCUGCGAGAUCACAUUCACCCGGUGCUAUACCAGCUGCACUGGCUCCCGGUGGAGUACAGGGUCAGGUUUAAGGUGCUGGUUUUGACCUUUAAAGCCCUAUGAAGCCUAGGACCCACAUACAUACGGGACCGCCUCUCCUGUUAUGCCCCGCGGAGGACCUUAAGGUCCACAAAUAACAACACUUUGGAGGUCCCAAGUCGCAAGGUGGUUAGACUGGUCUCAGCUAGGGCCAGGGCCUUUUCAGUACUGGCCCCGACUUGGUGGAACGCUCUGUCACAAGAGACCAGGGCCCUGCGGGACUUGACAUCUUUCCGCUGGGCCUGCAAGACAGAGCUGUUCCGCCUGGCCUUUGGUUUGGACUCAGUCUGACCCUUAUGUUUCCCUCCCCUUAUGGUCUUGAUCUAUGGGGUACUUUUAAAAUAAGGCUGCAUUUUAAAUUGCAUUUUAACCUGUAAUUUAAAUUGGUUCCCCCCCAUUAUGUUUUUACUGUAAUUUUACUGGUGUUAGCCACCCUGAGCCCAGCUCUGGCCGGGGAGGGUGGGGUAUAAAUAAAUUUUAUUAUUAUUAUUAAGAAAAGUUCUGUGAGCAUAUUUCUGGAUGGAAGCUCUUCUUAAUGGAUGCUAAUGGGUGAAAAAUGCAUACAUUUACCUAUGGUUUGCAAUGCCUUAGAUCAUGGGUAGGCAAACUAAGGCCCGGGGGCCUGAUCCGGCCCAAUCGCCUUCUCAAUCCAGCCCGCAGACGGUCCGGGAAUCAGCGUGUUUUUACAUGAGUAGAAUGUGUCCUUUUAUUUAAAUUGCACCUCUGGGUUAUUUGUGGGGCAUAGGAAUUUGUUCAUUAUUUUUUUCAAAAUAUAGUCCGGCCCCCCACAAGGUCUGAGGGACAGUGGACCGGCCCCCUGCUGGAAAAGUUUGUUGUCCCCUGCCUUAGAUGCAUCCUCCGCCCUAUCAUGGCUUGGUUGGAGGGUGCCUGCAUGAACUGGAGGUUUCAUGCUCUUACAUCUAACUCAGAAUCAUAGAAUCAUGAAACUGUAGAGUUGGAAGGGACCCUGAGGAUCAUCUAGUCCAACCCUCUGCAGUGCAAGCAUCCUGACCACAGCCGUCCCAGGGUUGGGCUGGAACCAGCAACCUUCUGGUUAGCAGUCAGAUGCACUGACCCAUUGUGCUGCUACAAGACUUCCUUUCACCAAUUAAUAUCGGUAGAGUUCAACAAACCCAAACUACAACUUCCUUACCCUGUACGUCUAAGCUUUUGCUUUACAUACUUUUCUGGGCAACCUAAGUAUUUUGGAGUUAAGCUGCUAGGGACAUGCUUAAAAUGACAGCAAGGCUGAAGUCCCUGGUAACACGGUGGCCGGUAUCCCCUUCCACUGAAAGGGACGUGAGAGAGUGGGGGCAGCAUGGUUUUCUAGAUUCAUUUCAGUCAGGCUUCAGGAGUGGAUUUAGAACAUGAAACUGCCUUGAGUUGAACUUUGCUGAGACAGAGAGAACAGGGAAGAGUGACCUUGUUGGUCCUCUUUGUGGGAAGGAGCCUUUGCUCAGUGGUAGGGAAUCUGGUUUGAAUGCAAAUGGUACUCUGUUCAAUGCCUGGCAUCUCCAGACAGGGCUAGAAGUGUCCCCCAUCUGGCUCCCUAGAGAGUUGCAGCGGUCUAUGCAGCUUCUUGGACGUGGGUGGUGCUGUGGGUUAAACCACAGAGCCUAGGACUUGCCGAUCAGAAGGUCGGCGGCUCGAAUCCCCGCGACAGGGUGAGCUCCCGUUGCUCUGUCCCAGCUCCUGCCAACCUAGCAGUUCGAAAGCACGUCAAAGUGCAAGUAGAUAAAUAGGUACCACUCCGGCGGGAAGGUAAACAGCAUUUCCGUGCGCUGCUCUGGUUCACCAGAAGCGGCUUAGUCAUGCUGGCCAAAUGACCUGGAAGCUGUCUGCUGAUAAACACUGGCUCCCUCGUCCUGUAAAGCGAGAUGAGCGCCGCAACCCCAGAGUUGUCUGCAACUGGACUUAACUGUCAGGGAUCCUUUACCCUUUUUUUUUUAACCUUCUGGGUAGGUUCCCCAAGGCGUGCACUGCUUGGCAGUUCUGCUUGGAGGGCGGAUUCCUGAAGGUGGCCCUGGGUGUCCACUCUUGUGCUUUGAGAUUCCACUGGGUAGAAGAGAUCAAUGGGAUGACAUGAGACCAUAUAGGUACAUGAAAUCACAUGCAUAUCACGCCCAGCUUUUUCUCUCUUUUUCCACUAUGUGUAGGUGGGGCUCUGGGUAUCAUGAAUCAAUGUGUGGGCAUGGUAACGGACUGGGUGAGAGAACACACUGAGACUCGGUCCAGAUUUAUGGGGUGAACAACAUGAAAGAUAUGCAGGACCAAAUAUACAAGAAGCAUAAGACCACAGCAUACUUAUGGGCUCAAAUAGACAAAUGUAAAUAAUGGAGAAAGGGUUUUCCUUUGCUUGCUAAAUUGGGAGCAGUGAAAAAGGUUUGGCACCCUAGGCCACAGACAGAUUAAAAACAAUGCAGGUGUAUAAUUAGGCAUUAAUUACCUUACCACACUUUUUACUAAAGGGCUACAAAUUUUAAAGAAUUAAACUGAAUCAAACAAAACCACCUCAACGAAUCGAACCAAUAAACAAGAGAGAUGCACGUUCUUCUGGUUAGCUAAGCUAGCCAGCUGGCUUUAGCUUUUUCUUUCUUGCAAAGGCAUUCAGGCUCGCAAAUGGAAUAUCCCCGAGUGAUGUGAACUGAUUUCACUUUACAGGUGAAGCCAGGAAGUGAAAUUGCCCUACAGGGACACAGAAAGGAGAGAAGAAGGGGAGAGACUUGUGCUGUAAAGGUGUGGAAUUGCAGGCUGAAUUUUUAAAAAAAUUAAGAUUAUUGUUUUAUCAGAGGGUUUAAAUGCUUUGGGUGGAGCUGCUCAGUCACUGGUGAACCAUAUAAAUAUAUUGCUGUACUGAAAGGUUUCACAGCUGAAGUAAAUCCUAUAUCCCCAAAUCAACCAAAUCUUGAUCUACACACCUGAAAGCUAAUCGGAAUUUUGAAAAGAACUGUCACCUGUUAAAUAUUUCAUUCAUUUAUUUAUUUAUUCAAUUAGAUAUAUUAUUAUAUAUUCAAUUAGAUAUAUUAUAGAUUUAUUCAAAACGAUAGAUAUAGGAGAACGAUGCAAACCAUCCCACUUUUAAAGGGCAGGAAACAUUUCCAUCAUUUUCUCUCCUUCAGAAUGUCACCUGGGAGAUCCAACUGCAGCAGCCUAGGGCUCCUGAGCUCCUUUCCCCUCCAAACUGCAUAUGCAAGGCAGCGACUGCACCAGUAUUUCAAUCUUCUCUGGCUGGAGAUUCAGUUUGUGCAUUCACAUCCAGUCCAUCGCUGCCCUAGCUGCCAGAAUUUCCAUAACCUCCCAAGGGUUAAAUGCAAAAGAGCAGCAGAUGUAGAUGUCGCCUGCAUAAUAACAAUCCGGCCCAAAUCUCCAGGCAGCCUCACCCAGUGGUUUAGCGAGACCAGGUGCUGAGAUCCUCACUUCUACACAGUUGUAAAGGUGCAGGAGGCAUGAACUUCUGUGCGUGUGACUACCCUGCAGGCAGAGCCGCUCCAUCUCAGGCAGCUGAAACACAAGAGGCAGCCCCCCCCCAUGGCUUCCACCGCAGCCACAACACCCCUCUCACCGAGGAAGAGGUGCUCUGGCAUGCCACAUGGCUGCUUGUCCUGCGGAACACUACUCCGCGCAUGAGCUCAGCAAGAGGAGGGUUGUUCCAACGUGAAGAAGACAAGUCGCAAUGUCUUAGGGCACACCUCCUCUUACACAGAGUUUGGGAAGAAGGUGUGUGUGUUCUGACAAGUGGCAGAAAUCAGGGGGGUGGACGCGGUGGCACCAGGGAGUGGCACAUUCCUGUUUUGACCACGACUACAGGGCACCCUGUUAUGUACUGAAGUUCUCACCCUGGGCCAGCAGGGGAAUACUGUAGAUAGUUUUCACUCAGGUCCACAUAUGCAAAUAAGGGAUUGAAAGUGAGGUUCAGUGAUUGGAUAGUUACAGAAAAUGGUUACUGUUGCAUUGUACUGGAGCUCUAUAUAAGCAGGCUGGCUGAACCCUUCAGUUCAGUUCUGUUCUGGCCUGUGAAUAAACAAGAGCUGUUUGAAGAAUCGCUGUGUCGUCUGAUAUGUCCACCCACAACUUAACACACCCAAAAGAGAAUUUCCUUCUAGCCUAAUUGCAGCGUGGACAUUGCAUCUCUAGUUGUGAGACACACACUCGAAAACACCCUCUGGGCUACAAUCCGGGGUGAAAGACUGCAGCAGAGGGAAGGAGGGGACCCUGCAGGUCAGAUGGGGAGGCCCCCAGGGGUCAAAUGUGGCCAUGAUCCAGUGGUUCCCCACCCAUGCCAUAAGCCAGCAGCCAUAGGGCAAUGCAACAGCCUUCCAGAGUCGCCUUCUGGGAUAUAUUCCAAGACAAACUGACCCCAAUUCAUCCUUUUCCUGAUCAAGUCAGCAGGAGGGCAAUAGCGGCUAGUCCUUUCCCCUUCUUUCCCAUAAACCUCCAAGCUGUUCACUUGUCCCUCAUAUCCACAAGCUUCCUGCCUGCCUCCCAUUUGCAAGUGUCUCUUCUUCUUCUUCUUCUUCUUCUUCUUCUUCUUCUUGCCCUCCAUCAGCACUUUGUCACCUGACGUGCAGGAACAUUUGUGGAACGUGCUCUUUCCCACAAGGUUGCUGCGGAUGGGAUCAGUCCUACAUUUUACAAUCUACCUGUGCCUGCAGUGAAGGGUUAGCCAGAACCCCAGGUACUGGGACGUGGGGAGAGAGUGACUCCCCAUGGCUGCCACAGUCACCAAAGCAAAACAUCCAAGUAGGUGGGUGUUAAGUUGUGGGUGAACCUAUCAGACGACACAGUGAUUCUUCAAACAGCUCUUGUUUAUUCACAGGCCAGAACAGAACUGAACCGAAGUGUUCAGCCAGCUCCACUACAACGCAAUAGUAACCAUUUUCUGUAACUAUCCAAUCACUGAAUGUCACUUUCGAUCCCUUAUUUGCAUAUGUGGACCUGAACUAUCUACAGUAUCCCCCUGCUGGCCCAGGGUGAGAACUUCAGUACAUAACAGUGGAGGAGAAGGGAGCUUGGAGGGAAGGCGAGGAGUUCAAUAUGGAAGAUUUUAAAAUCUGAAACAGAGAAGAAUUGUAGGUUCUAAUAGUCUUCUCAUACCCGAGGUGAGCCGUAAAAUAUCACAAGGUUUACAUUUUUGAGAAAGAAAAAGCACAUUUGGGUGACAUCACUCAUCUUAACCAAUUUGAAGCUUCAGGGGAAAGAUAUAAAAAGCCCCCACUGUCAGAUUGUUCGAGUAACAUAACCAAGGACCACACAUGCAACAAAACUCUAGCUUGUUUGGCGAGGCCUUUUAGGGCUUGGCUUUAUGCUGCUUACUGGAUUGAUUGAUAGCCUGCUCCGCUUUUAAAUUACCGAAUUGAUUUGUCAUUGUUUUUAUUGAUCUUGUUUUACUGUAAGCCACUCCGGGGGAGCCUGCUGGUUGAAGAACAGCGUACGAAUACUUAAAACGUUGACACCCCGGUGAACUUCCACGCUCGGGCGCAGUAUACCACGGUGCAAGAUGUUAGUGAGCAACAGCCAUCUCCGCGCUGCUGCCGUGAGCUCACAGUGAACAUCUGGUUCGUCGUUGCUGGGAAAGGGAAUGCUGGAUUAGAGAGAGCCCUUUGGUUUCAUUCGGCAAGGCAAUUCCUAUGUGUUCACACCUUUUCUAAUACCUUCAGAGGUUAAAGGUGGCAUUUGAUGAGAGCAGCCGUGCAAUGUGACUCAUGUACAACAAGUCCAUUAGGUCUGCUCCGUAAUCCAAUUUGCAGGGAGUGUGGGCCAAUUAUCGCUCCCCUCAAACCAAGUCAAGCAGCCUGUAGUCAGCAGCCUCAAAUUCUAAGGUUCCGUUUUUUGUUCUCUCUGUUUGCUCUCGACUAGUGGAGACAGCUGCUGCCCGGGUCCUGGCUUGCUGCUAAGCUUCUUGAAGCAAAUCCUCUCCCUUUCUGACUUUUCUCAUUCAUUUCCUUUUGGAGCUUGAUGCUUGCCGGGGGCGCCAUUAAAAAAGUUCCCCUAGCCUAAAACCUCUAACAUGAGCUUAUUUUGCUUCCUUCAGAGAUACCCUCCGCAAGUGACAGUUGUUCCUGCGCUUUGCCCAGAUUUCGCCAUUUGCAGCAGUGAGCCUGACAGCUCUUAGUGUUCAGUGACAGCAGCCACUGAAUAAUUAAGGCAAGUCUCAGAAUCAACAGAAAUGUUUUCCAAACAAUUCCAGAGCGACCUAAAGCCUAAAAAUAAAGCAGAACAAGGCUAGGAACUGUACUGAACAGAUGAUAAAACAAAAACCUUUAUUUUUCGUAAGAAAGUUGUGGUGAAUGUAAUAAAUAACAGCAAUAACAAUGAUUAUAAUAUCAUUUGUUUGUUUAAACGAUUUAGAUAUUGCUCUUUCCAUGGGAUUUACAACAGCAACAGCAACAGCAUAUAUUUGUAUUCAGUGGCGUAGCGUGGGUUGCCAGCACCCGGGGCAAGGCAAGUAAUUUGCGCCCCCUAACCCGAGUGAGCCAGGUAGGGGCAGAGAGCUGCGAGUGCGUGCCCCCCCCAGAUGUUGCGCCCGGUGCGGCCGGCCCCCCCUGCACCCCCCAUGCUACACCACUGUUUGUAUCCUACCCUUCUGGCGGCAACAACAACAACAGCAACAACAACCACCUAUAUUUGUAUCUCACCCAGCUGGCUGGGUUGCCCCAGCCACUCUGAGUGGCUUCCAACAUAUAUAAAAACAUAACAAAACAUAAAAUAUUAAAAAGCUCCCCUAUACAGUACAGGGCUGCCUUCAGAUGUCUCCAAAAGGUUAUAUAGUUACUCAUUUAUUGAUAAAUUCAGUAAGUAAUAAUACUAAUAGCAGCAUUUAUAGAGCACAUUUUCAUGAUGAGCAGGUUGUCCUCACCUGGUCACUGAUUUCCCCCAGAAACUGCCCACUUCAGUCUUACAAGGGAACCCUGGAUUUUCCUUGAAAAAUGUAGUUACACCCUUAAGUGUCUGUGUUUCCUUUAUUCAAACCAGCAGCUGUAGUUUGCAGGCAAUACCGGUAAGCCAACUUAAGAGAAGCCUCUCUUGCUUUUGGUCUCAGAAGACCAGGCAAAGGUCUUUUAGUAGCUCUCAGUGGUUUACAUUCUGGGUCUGAAAAGGACGCUCCACAUAUUACCUGUUACCACUGGGCUGGAGACAUUCCUACUCAGAUCACAAAAGUUCACAGAAUUCUCAUUGCUUCCGUAGCAGCAUUUGAGCCUCUGCUGGGCAUUUCUGGUGAUGGGUCUGCUCCAGAAAUGGCCAUUUGUGUAAAAUGUGGCUGCCAGUAUAUUGACAAGGAAAGCUCUCGGAGACCACAUAACACCAAUCCUGAAAAAGUAACGUAAGUUGAUGGUUUCAUAUUGACCUACAAAGCACUAAAAGCUUUGGGGCUCAGGUAUUUAAUAGAAUCAUAGAAUUGUAGAGUUGGAAGGUACCAGGAAGAUCAUCUAACCUAACCCCCUGCAAUGCAGGAAUCUUUUGCCCAACAUGGGGCUCAAACCCAUGACCCUAAGAUUAAGAGUCUCAUACUCUACCAGCUGAGCUAUCCUAGGAAGAACUGCCUCACUCUUUAUCAGUAUUCAUUUGACCUUUGAGCUGGGGGCCAGACCCGUCUAGAUCAAGGGAAGUAAUAGUGCCACUGUAUUCUGCUCUGGUCAGACCUCACCUGGAGUACUGUGUCCAGUUCUGGGCACCACAGUUCAAGAAGGACACUAACAAACUGGAACGUGUCCAGAGGAGGGCAACCAAAAUGGCCAAAGGCCUGGAAACGAUGCCUUAUGAGGAACGGCUAAGGGAGCUGGGCAUGUUUAGCCUGGAGAAGAGGAGGUUAAGGGGUGAUAUGAUAGCCAUGUUCAAAUAUAGAAAAGGAUGUCACAUAGAGGAGGGAGAAAGGUUGUUGUUUUCUGCUGCUCCAGAGAAGCGGACACGGAGCAAUGGAUCCAAACUACAAGAAAGAAGAUUCCACCUAAAGAUUAGGAAGAACUUCCUGACAGUAAGAGCUGUUCGACAGUGGAAUUUGCUGCCAAGGAGUGUGGUGGAGUCUCCUUCUUUGGAGGUCUUUAAGCAGAGGCUUGACAACCAUAUGUCAGGAGUGCUCUGAUGGUGUUUCCUGCUUGGCAGGGGGUUGGACUCGAUGGCCCUUGUGGUCUCUUCCAACUCUAUGAUUCUAUGAUCUCAAAAGCAGAAGGACACCAGGUGACAACAUGAGAUAGGACCUUCUCCAUGGAGGCAUCCAUAUUUUGGAUUGCCCUCCUCAAAGAGAUGAGCAUUCUGGUCCCAGAAGAGACUCACCCAGGCAUUUAUAAGUGGUUAGCUGCUUAUGCAGUGAGGAUGUAAUGAUAACAGAAGAACAAGUCUUGUUGAAUUGUAUCCAGCAUGGCUUCAGCAACAGGUAAGUCUUGCUAACCUAUUAAGAGUUAUUUGCAAGGUGCCUUGAAUUUUAUAUAAUCAUAGAAAGUGCCCACAUAAAUAAAAACAAAUCAACAAUAAUAUUCUGACACUGUAGAAUUUCCUCUCAUUUCCCUUUUCUGAAAUUAUUUUCUCCCUCGAACAUGCAUUCUCCUCCUAGAUCCCAUGGAAUUAGUUUCACCUCUGCUUAUCCUCCCGUCAGUUCUUCCCAAAAACUAUUUACUCCUGAUUUCCCCCAGCCUUCUUUAAGCCACAUCAGCCUGACCUGAUACAAUGAAAUGCCUCAGUUCUCCUGGAUGUUUUCUAUUCAGCAGCCACUAACUAUGAUAGGCUAGCUUGCAUAUUACCCUCCUUCUCCACAGGUCAUCAUCAGUUCCAAUAUUACCUGUAAGGCCAACUCGGUUUAAACUUUAAAUUCAGUUAAUGUAUGUGCCAUAGUAAGCUGUGUCCAAAGUAACUCACAAUAUCAUCUUUUUAUUAUCAUCGAACGACAUACAUAUAUUUUUUUCCAGGAGGGCUCACCUGGAAUUCUUUUCUCCAGGAGGGCUUGCCUGGCAAACUUGUUACAUAUCUUUAGGCACCAGGCAAAAACAUUCCUCUUCUCCUUUUGGCCUUAUAAACGGUGUGUGUGGGUUUGUUGUUUUUGCUUGUUACUAUGCUAUGUAUGUUUGUGUUUUUGUGUUGUAUACCACCCUGUAACACUUGGAUGAAGGGUGUUGCAGCAAAAUGCUGAAAGUAAGUUCUGAGUUUUAAAUGUUAAGUCUCCAGGCACAUAGCAGAAACUGGGUGAUUAACACACUGUUCUGGUAUUCCAGAGACAUGCCAACCAUUCGGAAGAGGAAAUAUUUUUAUCACUUGAUUCAACAGUAUAACACACUAGGUACUAGAACACUGAAUGAAACCUAAUGGAUAACUAUUUGCACAGCAUCUGAAUACUUUAGCAUAUGUACGCAUCUCACAACAUCAGUAUAAAGAUGCACAGACAUGUCACAGCUAGUUGCAAACACAUACUGGAAACAGUGGCUCUAUUACAAUGGGUAAUAGAGAUAUUCAGUUCUUUUUAAAAUAAAAAUCUUCUGUUCUUGUAUUCUUUAGAGGCAUAUAAAACCACACUGUAACACCUUUAAAAAAAAACAAAAACCAUUUCAAAAUUUUCGUUUCCUUAAUUUUCUCCAAAAAAAGCAACCACUCAAACAAAUACAAAAUGAUGUUUCCUGGCAGCACACUGCCAGUCAGGAGAAGUCUUAUUUGCCUUGCUAGGGCUAAUUUGACCCAAUACAGGUGUGUGCUUGUCUUCGCAGUUGGAAAAUAGUGCAGGUGCAUAAUUAGGCACCAGCAGAAACCCAGUGUUAUUGAGACUCUCAAUUGUAUACAAACAAUCACCUGUUGUGGGGUGUCAGUCAACUUAAGCCAAGGUGUGUGCUCUUUGUUCUAUUUGCAAAGAGUCCUAUACUCAUUGCGCAGUCACUUGCUGAGCAAAUCUAAAGAAGUCAAGUAGUUCUGGGGCAUGUACAGAGUGCCAGCUGAAGAGACCAUGCUGGUAAUAAGCCACAGCUGGUAGGGAUAGGCUGUAUGGCCUAAGUUUUGUUUGUGUCUAUUUUUCACGUGAUCAUAGCAAAGAGCUUCCUAUCCCAUCUAUGUGUGGAGGGAGGGGUGGUUUGUUUGCUUUGGUUUUUUACAGAUGUGGGGGAAGGAGGAAUCAACAUUAAGUCCUCUAAAAAGAAAAUAAAGGAGAAUGAGAACUUACGCAAUAUUAAUUCUAUUGAAAUUUUUAGAACUCAGAAGACUCCAGCCCUUUUGUGUAAAGGAAAAGCAGCCAUAAAUCAAUAAAAACCAGCACUUCGCCUCUUCUCAAUUUAGCUCUGUCUGGGUGAACAGAUAAUUCCAAACAGCAAAUAUCUGAGGUGUCUGAAUUUCAGACAGAGCUCUGGGCCCAUUUCGUUCAGGUACAAACCUCAAGCCACCCCCUCCCCCCAUUACUUCUGCCACAGAGCAUCUCUCACUAUGGAGCAAGUUGAAUCAUCACACGGUAUUGACUGGCGAUCUAUUUUCAGCCUGCAGUGCUAUGCAGGACAUAUCAGGCACAGCAAAACCAAGAUGCAGCAAGAAUGUAAUAAGGUGCCCAAUUAUAGCAAACAAAGAAGCAUAGAUGAAGGCAGAGCACGCACACACACUGCCCCUCACACACAGUUGCUUAAGGGAAACGCAUGCAUGGGUCGUGGUAUCGCAGUGCUCCAACUGACCCACCCAACUUCGCCUGUGCAGAAGCCGCCAUCAGUUACCAUUAAGAAAGCCGGCUCACAGCUUGGACAAGUUUGCGUUAACUCUUACAAACACACUUCUCUUCUGCACUGA